GGUAGUGUUAAAACAUCUUGUUAGCUUUCCGCUCUGUGACCUGCUGUGUGUCCUCCAAAGUUCAAGACUUGACAGCUGGUCAUCUAAGGACAGGAGCAGCAAAAUCAUGGUUUUCGAGGAGAAGAUGAUCAUGAACGGAGAGCCCGAUGAUGAGGAGGAAGAGGAGGAGGAGGAGGAAGAGGAAGAGAUGGUGGAUCCUCUGGAAACAAUGCGACAGAAGUGUGAAGAGACAGAGCACUGCGUUCACACUCGGGAGCGCCUGGAGCAUUGUGAGACCAGAGUUGGCUCCAGGUCUUCAACAACGGAGGAUUGUACUGAGGAGCUGUUUGACUUCCUGCAUGCUCGGGACCACUGUGUGUCACACAAACUUUUCCAUUCAGUCAAAUGAAGUCCUCCCUGACCAUUGCACUACUGGCUGAUGACAUUCUUCAAAGAUUGUAUUAUGAGGAGAACAUGGUUUUAAAUAAAUCCACAUGUGGAUCUGCUGUGUGUUGUAACUUUAAAUGUAUACUACACUGUAUCUGGUUGAAAGUAUUUAAAAAGGUGGAAUGAGUCAACAUUUCAUUAAACUGGAUGGCUUUAAAACCUAA
Plectropomus leopardus (leopard coralgrouper) is the source of this 590-nucleotide messenger RNA. It is a transcript of the gene uqcrh, whose product is annotated as ubiquinol-cytochrome c reductase hinge protein. The record is from RefSeq and is a predicted model, not a curated record. NCBI's taxonomy places the organism in Eukaryota, Metazoa, Chordata, Actinopteri, Perciformes, Serranidae. Gene Ontology annotation, biological process: mitochondrial electron transport, ubiquinol to cytochrome c. Gene Ontology annotation, cellular component: respiratory chain complex III.